Brassica rapa (field mustard) is the source of this 4106-nucleotide messenger RNA. Its product is annotated as zinc finger protein CONSTANS. The record is from RefSeq and is a predicted model, not a curated record. Gene Ontology annotation, cellular component: nucleus. Lineage: Eukaryota; Viridiplantae; Streptophyta; Magnoliopsida; Brassicales; Brassicaceae. Gene Ontology annotation, molecular function: protein binding; zinc ion binding; DNA-binding transcription factor activity. Gene Ontology annotation, biological process: regulation of flower development; regulation of photoperiodism, flowering.
AAACCCAAUAAAAAAACAUUGUAACCAUCACACAUUGACUUGAGUGAACAAAUGCUACUAUGUAAAAUUACAUCAAAAAACAUAUUCUUGUUUCUGGUUAGCAUUGGAGAGCAUGGCUGUGUAACCAAACCCAUGCAUUCCCACGUGGCUCUCUCUGAUAAACAAGAAUCUAAACACCUUUGUCCCAUCCAGUAUAUUAACACUCAUAAGUAACAAGCAACCACUAGCAGAAUAUGUCAAUGCCUAUGUUUAGUUACUUGCUCUAAAUCUAUUAGAAUAAAGGGCUAUAGUGUGUCACCUUUCCGAGGAAUAUAAUAGCAUUAAAGAAUAAGGAAGCAAAGAAAAAUAGAAGUGACACUGUAACUAAGACUUCACUUUUUUGCCACCUGUAAAAGGCCAUAGAGCCUCAGCUUAUCUACCACUUUCCAUGGGUUAAGCUGAUGAAUUCCUGCACCAACCAAAAGAUUCGUUUUAGCCAUCACUGAGUGAGUGUUGAUAUCCAUACGAAUUAAGCCACUAGAUUGAGUGUAAAAUAUGUUAUUUUGGACCACAUAAAUGAAUCUCAUUCAUCCACUGAAACCAGAAGUGUGACAAGCGCCACCACUGCAUUCAGAACCCAUCAGAAAAUCUAGUCUGUGAUCUGUUUAAUUUGAUCAUGUAGCACAAACUUAUAAACCACGCAAGAAAAUGGAUAUGAUAUUAGCAUAUAGAGAGUUUGAACUAGAUAUCUUUCCAGGAAAUUUAAAGAUAUGCAAUAACAAUUUUAGUAAAUCCUAACGAGUGUAAAGAGCAAAAUGUUAAUAAAUGAAUGUUAACAUUUAGUUUGCUCUAGAUUUCUUUUCAGGAAAAUGAAGAUACAGUAACAAUUAGUUGAAGUAUACUAGCAAAUGUAAGAGCCACUUGAAUGCUAAUCUUUAGUGAUGGAUUUGAGACACGUGAAAGUGCAUAAAAGUGAUUACCUUUUGCCAAAGGUCUCUGCUCUUUUGCACUUUUCCUUAGAUAGUUUUUUUACAGCCAUAUAAAGUGGAGAAUCCUCACAUAGCUUACAAUUGCACGCUUUGUAUGGUCCCUAGACUCUAAGAUUCUAGGUUCUCUUCUCAGUCCUUUCAAGAAAAGAAGGUUUUCUAUUUAAAUCUGAAAGAAGGAAAGUAUUCGCAACACAGAAGCUGAAAAAUAAUGAAACAAAUAAGUGACAUAGUUUUCUUUCCAUAAUAUCUCUAAAACUGAGUUUAAUUGGCUUAAAAUUGAAUUUUCCUUCACAUAAUUCCGAUGCAACUUCCAUGUAAGGUGGAGGUCUACACUUGUGAAUGAAGUUCCGAACCACAGAUACACAAAGAGAAAUAAUAAGCAAAACUAUAUUUCUUGAACUACAAGUGAUAAAAGGGUCAAUACACAACUCUUCAUGAGCUAGAACCACUAUAAAAUCCCCACUUUUUCAUAUCAUUAAUGUAAUGAACCUAGAAUCCUUCUCUUCUAUAAGAUUUAUCCAUUACAUUCAUCAUAAACCAGUAAAUAACAACAACUGGAAGUUAAGCUCCAAUUACCAAGAAAUUUGUUUUUGAAGUUUAAAAUCGUCCCUUACUAGAAAAAAAUAGUGUGGUGUAAGAAAUAAUGAAAGAGGAAGAGAUGCGAAAAGUGUAUCUUAGGACCAGCCUUUUUAUACAAGCAAGCUCACUUUUCAGCUGUAGACUCAUAGAGUUGAAGGAAGCCACAUGAAUUUGGCCACUAGGGUCUUCUAACCUUUGGACCACAUAAAUGGGUAUCAUUAGUACAUCCACUGAACCCAAAAGUGUCCUCAAACUCUAGAGAGUAUCAUAUUCAUACACUGUAGCUUUCCACAUAGUAAACAUUAUUAACAUAUCACCAACAAGGCAACUCAAAGCACUGGUGGUUACUAGUACAAAAGCAAACCCAAGAUGAUGGAUAUACCGUACACGAACGGUCAUCAGAUAGUUUUUUUUUUUUUGCUAAAUGGUCAUCAGAUAGUUUGUAGCUGCUAACCAAGAAAUAGUAAACGAAGGUGCUUUUAAAUCUGCAUCUACUGACCAUAUGGACUAGUAAACGAGAGUAGCUAAAAACGCUACAAUUUCCUCCGUGAUCCUAUAAAGAUAAGUCAUGUAACUUCCAUCUCUGGCCUGAGACAUAGCUGAAGUGUAUAAAAGCUAAUAUGGAAACAUAUAUAAAGCUGCAAUAAACAAUAUAUUAUCAUCAAAUUGUCAAAUUGUUACAGAAAAAAUUGUCAAACUGUUACAGAGACAUUUGACAACACCCAUGAGUCAUUCUUUAUUACCAUGAUGGUGAUCAAGUGCAAAUUUCUACAUAAAAUGUAGACAUGUGAUACAGACUAACCUAGCUCCUUUUGGACUACUAAUUUGCUUACAACUUGUGGUUCGGGUAACAGUUGGAGUUGGUGAUGGCUCUGGAACUCUGAAGCCUUACUCGGAGAUAUACCUGGACAGUUAUCACAAAGUUCAAGAAGGAAUAUUCAACUAUGUAAACUUUUCCUGGAGCCACCACAGAGAUAAAGUAUCUAGCUUUCCUAUAAAUAAAUCCAAGUGAAAAUAGUAAAAGGUGGUACGAAAAUAGUAACACCAUAUGGUGUUUUAUCCUCUUGAGAAUCUCUCAGUGGCAAGUAAGCAACGUGUGAAUAGUUCCCAACUAAUAGCUCUGUGCCACGUGUAAGCACUGAGGAUUCGGAUUCUCUCACAACAAGAUAAAGCUUUAUUAGCCCCUGCUCUUCAGACACAAUUUCCCACACACCAUCACACUUAAUUACUACAUCAGUGAGCUAACAUGUUCAAACAAGAGAGUAACAACAUUGGUAGUGAAGAGAACAACACCGGGCCGCGAGCUUGUGACACAUGCGGGUCAACCAUCUGCACCGUGUACUGCCAUGCUGACUCCGCCUACUUAUGCAAUAGCUGCGAUGCUCAAGUCCACUCUGCCAAUCGCGUUGCUUCCCGCCAUAAAAGGGUCAGAGUGUGCGAGUCAUGUGAGCGUGCCCCUGCUGCUUUUAUGUGUGAGGCAGAUGAUGUGUCUCUAUGCACAGCCUGUGAUUUAGAGGUUCACUCCGCAAACCCUCUUGCUAGACGCCAUCAGCGAGUUCCAGUUGUGCCGAUAACUGGAAACUCUUGCAGCUCCUUGGCCACCGCUAACCACACAACAGUGACCGAGCCAGAGAAGAGAGUGGUGUUAGUUCAAGAGGAUGCCAAAGAGACGGCUUCAUGGUUGUUCCCUAAAAACAGUGACAAUCACAACAACAACAACCAGAACAAUGAGUUGUUGUUUAGUGAUGACUAUCUAGACCUUGCUGAUUACAACUCGAGUAUGGACUACAAGUUCACUGGUCAAUACAAUCAACCUACUCAACAUAAACAAGACUGCACCGUACCAGAGAAAAACUACGGUGGAGAUAGAGUUGUUCCACUCCAACUUGAAGAAACAAGAGGAAACUUGCACCACAAGCAACAUAAUAUCACGUAUGGCUCCUCAGGAAGUCACUACAACAACAAUGGUUCCAUAAACCAUAACGCAUACAAUCCAUCAAUGGAAACUGACUUUGUUCCGGAGCAGACAGCACCUGACAAAACAGUUUCACAUCCAAAAACGCACAAAGGGAAGAUAGAGAAACUACCUGAACCUCUAAUUCAGAUUCUCAGUCCAAUGGACAGAGAAGCUAGAGUCCUGAGAUACAGAGAGAAGAAGAAGAGAAGAAAGUUUGAGAAGACAAUAAGGUAUGCUUCAAGGAAGGCAUAUGCAGAGAGAAGACCGAGGAUCAAUGGACGGUUUGCAAAGAUUAGUGAAACCGAAGUAGAGGACCAAGAGUACAACACAAUGCUAAUGUACUAUGACACAGGAUAUGGCAUUGUUCCUUCAUUCUAUGGCCAAAAAUAAAGAAUACUAGAUUGCUAACCUGUAAAUAAAUGUUUAGUUUGAGAUUAUGUAAGGUUUGGUGAAAUUCUUGGCUUCAAGAAUGAUUACUUAUGCUGCUAUGUAUAAGGGUGUGUAGUUUUUGUUGCUAGCUAGUACUAAUUAGUGUUCUUCUUCCUUUAAACACAACCUGUCUACUCCAUAAUUGAGAAAUAUAAGCUAAGUGAGUUCUCUUA